AUGGUACAUGGGCACAGCUUCCAUCACGUUGUUGCAAGUCUUCUCAUACUUGGGUUGUCUGGGGCAACAAAGAAGGAUACAGCAGUGAAAAACAAUUCUGGAGUGAAGCCUGCAGGUCAAUGUGGAACGUGGGUGAAAGAACCAGAAGGAGGGCUCUUCACUUCUCCCAAUUACCCAAACAAAUACCCCCCAGACACAGAGUGUGUUUACAUCCUUGAAGCCCCCCCAAGGCAGUGUAUCGAUCUGCAUUUUGAGGAGAAUUAUUCAAUCGAGUCCUCUUGGGAAUGUAAGUUUGACAACAUCGAGGUUCGGGAUGGACCAUUUGGCUUCUCCCCGAUGCUCGGACGGUACUGCGGUCAGCACAGCCCGCCUGAUAUCAGGAGUAGCGGCCGAUAUCUGUGGAUAAAAUUUGUAACGGAUGGUGAACUGGAAGCGGUGGGAUUUUCAGCAAGUUACAACUUCACUGCAGAUCCGGACUUUGCAGACUUGGGAGUACCCCCACCUCUGCCCUCCUGUCAGUAUGACAUGGUUGGUCCAGAAGGUAUCGUUGAGUCUCAUCAGAUCACCAGAGACGGGAAGGCUGGCGCCGCCGAGGCCGUGGACUGUAAAUGGUACAUCCGCGCUCCGCCGCGCUCCAAGAUCUACCUGCGUUUUCUCGACUAUGAGAUGGCCAAUUCCAAUGAAUGCAAGCGCAACUUUGUGGCAGUGUAUGAUGGCGGCAGUUCGGUGGAAGACCUGAAGAGCAAGUUCUGCUCCACGGUGGCCAAUGACAUCAUGCUGGUUUCCACACUGGGUGUCAUCCGCAUGUGGGCGGACGAGGCCAGCCGCAAAAGUCGCUUCCGCAUCCUUUUCACAACCUACCAAGAACCUCCAUGUGAUGCAGAUGCCUUCUUCUGUCACAGUAACAUGUGCAUAAACAACACGCUGGUGUGUAAUGGUAUGCAGAACUGUGUCUACCCCUGGGAUGAGAACCAGUGUAAAGAAAAAAGGAAAGCCAACAUCCUGGACAACCUGAACAACACAAACGGGACCAUAAUUGGUGUCACCUGUUGCAUCGUCCUCAUCCUCCUCAUCGUCUCUGUUAUUGUCCAGAUCAAGCAGCCACGUAAAAAGUACAUCCUCCGGCGUGAGGACUUUGACCCCACCAUGUUCCAGGAGGUUUUCGAGCCACCUCACUAUGAGCUGUGUACUUUACGGAGUGCCACCACAGCUGCAGCGGCCUCAGCAGACUUAGUCGACCUGGCGGAAGACUUCGAGAACUACCAUGCCCUUCGCCGUGCCUCCUCACGCUGCGUCCAUGAUCACCACUGUGGGUCCACUUCCAACCCCGGCUCUGCCCACAUAUCCCAGCUGUCACUCAGUGGACGAGGAAGCCGUGGAAACUUGAGCGCUCACGACGGCGCGGCCGCCACUCUGCUCACAGACCUUCCGCAGCCACCCAUGGCAGUGCGGCCCUUGCUGCCGGCCACGGGAAACCGCAGGAGCAUCUUGGUCAUGAAGCACAGCUAUUCGCAAGAGGCAGCGGACAAUGGAUGCGACCUGGACGACGACCUGGAAGAAGUUCCCACCACCAGCCACCGGCUUUCACGCCACGAAAAGGCAGUACAGCGACUUCUUGAGAAUAGUGAAAUCCUGGAUCAGUACGAACGGGCGUCACUGACAUAUGAAAAAGCGGAGCGGAGAUUUACACCAGCAUGA
Molecule: messenger RNA, 1698 nt
Organism: Toxotes jaculatrix (banded archerfish)
Lineage: Eukaryota; Metazoa; Chordata; Actinopteri; Toxotidae
Gene: neto1l
Product: neuropilin (NRP) and tolloid (TLL)-like 1, like
Exons: 11
Coding region: 1-1698 (565 amino acids)
Molecular function (GO): protein binding
Source: RefSeq, a predicted model, not a curated record